Messenger RNA from Equus quagga, 1780 nucleotides. RefSeq names its product CD68 molecule (gene CD68). NCBI's taxonomy places the organism in Eukaryota, Metazoa, Chordata, Mammalia, Perissodactyla, Equidae. The coding region runs from base 539 to 1507 and encodes 322 amino acids. Gene Ontology annotation, cellular component: membrane. The transcript is spliced from 6 exons. The record is from RefSeq and is a predicted model, not a curated record.
AUGUUGACUGGAUAACGUGACCCUUCUGCAAGGGAUUGGGCAAGCACCAUCAUAAGUGCUUCACGUGUCUCAGCGAAGAGGAAGUGAUAUAUGGGGAGGGGAAAAGGGAGUGGAAAGAAGUGUUCUAAUUUUACAUCCUAUGGAACUUACUUUUCUCUGGAGACCACUAAGGGAGGGCCUCCUGUUUCUCAAUUUGUUCUGUAAUCUCUUGCCACAACUGUAAGCGUAUUUUGCUAAGGUAGACAAAUGGGUCCCCAAGGGUCAACUGCCUUAAGACCCCAUCUCAUUCUGCCCACGUGACAUUCUUGACCCUGACGGCUCCCAUUUUGAGAAGCCAGGGCCAAUCAUCUAACUUAAAAAUUUAAUGACUAAGAGAUUGGUGGCUGGGGGUGAGGUGCGUGAGUCAGGUUGGGGGUGGGAUUAUCUCAAGUCGAAGACUUUCAUUUCCUCCUUUCCCAAAGGGGGAGAGUAGGGUUGACUGAGCAAGCAGCUGGUACUGAGACGAGCCUAGCUGAACUUUGGGUGAGGCUGGUCUGUCAUGAGGCUGGCUGUGCUUUUCUCAGGGGCCUUGCUGGGGCUACUAGCAGCCCAGGAGACAGGGAAUGACUGUCCUCAUAAAAAAUCAGCCACUCUGCUGCCAUCCUUCACGGUGACCCCUACAGCUACAGAAAGCACAGCAAGCCCUGGAACAACGAGCCACCAAACUACCCAGAGCCACAGAACCACCACCACAGGCACCACCAGCCACCACCCCACAACAGCCACUCACAAUCCUACCACCACCAGUCAUGGAAACACCACAGUUCAUCCAACGACAAGCAACAGUACUGCCACCAGCCCAGGAUCAGCCAGCAGUUCCCCCCACCCAAGACCACCUCCGCCCUCUCCAAGUCCUAGUCCAGGCUCCAAGGAGGCUAUAGGAGAUUACAUUUGGACUAAUGGUUCCCAGCCCUGCGUCCGGCUCCAAGCCCAGAUUCAGAUUCGAGUUCUGUACCCAACCCUGGGUGGAGGAAAGGCCUGGGGCAUCUCUGUACUGAACCCCAACAAAACCAAGGCCCAGGGGGGCUGUGCCCAUCCCCACUUACUUCUCUCAUUCCCCUACGGACAGCUCAGCUUUGGAUUCAAGCAGGAGCCACUGCAGAGCACUGUCUACCUGAACUAUAUCGCUGUGGAGUACAACGUGUCCUUCCCGCAGGCAGCGCAGUGGACAUUCUUGGUUCAGAAUUCAUCCCUUCGAGAUCUCCAAGCCCCCCUAGGCCAGAGAUUCAGUUGCAGAAACGCAAGCAUCGCUCUUUCACCAGCUUUCCACCUUGACCUGCUCUCCCUGAAGCUACAAGCUGCUCAGCUGACCCCCACAGGAGCCUUUGGGCCAAGUUUCUCUUGUCCCAGUGACCAGUCCAUCUUGCUGCCUCUCAUCAUCGGCCUGAUCCUCCUCGGCCUCUUCGCCCUGGUCCUCAUUACCUUCUGUGUCAUCCGGAGACGCCCACCCACCUACCAGCCACUCUGAGCGUUUAUCCCAACUCCCAGGGCACCAGGGGGUGCCCUCAUUUCUCACUACUCAGCCGACUCAGAGACCAAAUUAUCUUCCUUCCCUCUCUGUCCUGAAGAACAAAAGUAGAGAGAAUGCAAUCAGCGGGGAUGAGGGGAGAGAUGUUUAUUAAAUGCAGCAGGUUGCCCCCUCCCCCAUCCCCAGUAGGAGAAUGGUAAAACCUACUCAAAUCUUUGUCCCUGAUUUCCCUUGUCCUUCCUGCCAGAAUUAAAAGCCGUGAGUUUUUUGUCA